Patiria miniata (bat star) is the source of this 1292-nucleotide messenger RNA. Its product is annotated as hydrolethalus syndrome protein 1-like. The transcript is spliced from 11 exons. The record is from RefSeq and is a predicted model, not a curated record. NCBI's taxonomy places the organism in Eukaryota, Metazoa, Echinodermata, Asteroidea, Valvatida, Asterinidae. Gene Ontology annotation, cellular component: non-motile cilium; centriole. The coding region runs from base 184 to 1287 and encodes 367 amino acids. Gene Ontology annotation, biological process: cilium assembly.
CGAGAUCAUUGGAUUUGUACAUAUUUUUGAUCAUUGGAUUUGUACACUGUAAACAAGCGGACGGUUUAAAUUUGUUUCCCUGAAUUUCCUGGACAAAAGCGUGAUUUGAAUAUUAAGAGGAAGGAACACAUUGACAGGAGAACAGAAAGUGUUCGGAACAACACUUGUUUUUGAUUUUGAGCAAUGGAUGACACGGACAGUAGUUUACAGUUCAGUGAGGAUGACAUCCGUCAGCAAUUGGCCAUGCUGGGAUACCACAACAUUCCAGCGGCACAACUCCAACAGUUUGCUCAAGAUUUGGACCAGUUGAUCAAAUAUGACACUGACAGAGAAGGACCGAGUGAAGCCUCUUCUGCAUCUGACUCGGAUUACACUGCAGAAGAUCUGCGAUUGCCACUCAGGCAUCAUCAUAUGCCGUCAUCAUCAGCCGCCGGUAGACGGCCAGUGUCGGCCCCUAGCAAGACAUCAAGGGUACAGACAAGGCCGGUACGAACCAGACAAUCCCCAAGACUGGAAUCAAGCAAGAAAACCAGUUACCCUGCCAAGCAUCCACAGCCAUUCAGCUACAAAUAUGGUGAUACAUCCCCUGGGGGUCUGGACACAACAGAUGACAGUACCCCUGGCAGAGAGAGGUCAGGAAGGAGGAGGUCGGUCGAGAAGAAACCAGCCAUGAAGAGGAAAGUGGUCAGGAAGAUGAACGGCGAAUCACAGGUGUUUGAUGAGUCCAUCACAGGAAGUGAAUCAGGAGACUUACACGAGGUCAACGACCGUUUGUCUCGCUUGGCCUUGAGACAAGACGCACAGGGCUCUGAAGUCGAUGAUGAGGAUGCAGACACUACGCUGACUGAGACUGAUGAUAGCUCUAGCCUGAUGGGUCUCAUUUACACAAGAAGACCACACUCCUCCACAGAAUUGUAUUCUCACCGGCCAGCAGGGGAUGAAAACACAGUGUUCAAGCCCCACCUCCCUAGAUCAUUCAUAAGACCAGACUCUGCCCAGCCACGGACGAAGCAUGACAAGAAGACUGACCCAGUCUCAAGACAUCAAAUGUACAAGGCAGAGUGGAGUAACCACCGAGCACCGGGAGAGAAGAACAGGAAUGACCUAAGAUGGAGUAUCAGGGAGCAGAUGAUGUACAAGGACACAGUAGCCUAUCCAAGACGCACGCCUCGCGUCUUCUCGGCCAACAACUACGUGGUCCCUACAGACAAGAAGAGGCAAGCCUUGAGAUGGGCUGUCAGGACUAGUCUGGCCCACAAACAGAUGCCAGCGUCUACAUUCUACUAAACAAA